GAGUACAUCUAACAGUGCGUCGAUCCACGUCUUCUGUUUCCACUGAAGUCACACUGUAACUGGGGAAGUACGUUCUUCAUUCUUUCUUGUACGUACUUUACCAGGGGUUGAAAGUUUGUAGCCUUUUAAGGGUCCUUCAAACAGUCAGUCAAUAAGGGCUUUAAGAGGCGUCAAGAACUCUAUAAUUUCGGGUUUGUACGAAAACAAAAUCGGCGGCGUUCCUCCAAUGAGAGGGCGACCAACUCACUCAUAGCAUACGAAUCACCCGGGUUGAAGCUUUCUGAUUCAGUCACGAACGAAGCGAGCAAGCAAGUAGACCCGUGUUUGAUCGCCGCUGUUAACAAGAUAACAACCUCAAUGGAAGGCUUAAGGGUUAUCCAUCGGGAGCGAAUGCUGUCGGAUAUCACUUUUUAUAGUGACGAUGAGGAUGCUAUGAGCAUCCACUCUGACAAGCGGCGAUCCAAAGUGUGUUCCAUCUGCAAAGGCGAAUCCGAAACAUACCAUUUGAACUAUGGAGCAAGCUCUUGCUUCUCCUGUCGAGCCUUCUUCCGACGAGCCAUUCAAAAAGACCGUGAUCCCAAGUUUGUGUGUAAACGUGGAGGAAAGUGUGAGAUCACUCUGAAGACCAGAAAGCAAUGCCGGAAAUGCAGAUACGAGGCGUGCCUCCAAAAUGGAAUGGCUCCGGAUGCGGUUCUGAACUCGAUGCAGAAGAAGGAGCGGUUCCGAAAAAUGAUCCAGAAACGAUUGGGUCCCAAUGGGAGUGAGGUCGACUUGUUGGCAGACUUGCCGUUGUCCUAUAACAUGAACCUGGAGUCCAUCAAGGAGCUGGUAAAGGCAGCACAAGGGACCAAGGGAGACCAUGACGAGGCCAAGCUGGAUGAACAAGAGAUUGGCGAGUUCAUGGAACAACUCCGGGUCAAGCGCAAGGUCGACGGGGACGAGUCUGGACGUCCCAUGGACAUGUCCAAUUCUAAUAUGAAGCUCCAUUAUAAACGCAAGUUCAUUCAGAUGUACCAAGAGGAGGAGGAACACCACAGCUCGAGCAUGAGCAGUCAGAGCUCAGAUUCUGGAUUUUCCGGCGAAGGCUUCCAACCCCUUACUUCGGGACCGUUGAUCCCCUCUCCCAAUCCAGCUGCGAUGAAGCACAAGGCGUUCAGUUUGAAUUUUUGUUGGAUGACAGCUCAAAUGAAAUUCCGCAUUUCCCCUGAGAUCAUCCGCUCGUUCAUCAACUACCAUCAAACGGGCCAGACAUUGAACAUGAAUCAUUUCAUCGACCUUCUCCGUCUCCUUACCUCAUUGUUCCAUAACUUUGCCCGACAAUUCCCCGACUUCUCAGUGCUCUCUCUGAGGACCCAAGAGUUCCUGUUACGGGAAAACACGCCCCUUUUUCUGGCUUUCUUUCUGGGCAAAUACUUUGGAUCUCAAUCUGGUUCCCAACAACUUCGAUGGCUGUUCCCCUCCCACAAGGUUGAAGGUUUCGUUCAAAGUGUUCCAUUUCUCCGGAUCCAAGAAUCUCUGGGACUUAUCUCCAACCCGAGAGAAGCUCUAAUGUUCGAGAAGAUCGUCUCGACCAUUGCCAAUCAAAACUUUGAGUACAAGCAUAUUCACGUGAUUGCCCACGCGUGUCUUUUUUACGUACCAAAAGUGGUUCCCCACGAGGAUGUCGUUCUUCUAGGCCAAUUUACCUCGGAGAGUCGGGAAUUUUUGGCAGCUGAAGGCCUGGAUCCCUCACAACUACCCCUCCUCUUCCAGAACUUGGAGACUCUGGCUAAGAUAUUUUCCUACCUGUAACCUUUAAAUUUACUCUAAAUGUUAUAUGAAUCGUAUCUAUUUUCAUGUUUCCAAAUAAAUGAACUGAGCAGA
Molecule: messenger RNA, 1863 nt
Organism: Tigriopus californicus
Lineage: Eukaryota; Metazoa; Arthropoda; Copepoda; Harpacticoida; Harpacticidae
Exons: 2
Coding region: 358-1791 (477 amino acids)
Biological process (GO): positive regulation of transcription by RNA polymerase II; negative regulation of transcription by RNA polymerase II; cell differentiation
Molecular function (GO): RNA polymerase II cis-regulatory region sequence-specific DNA binding; nuclear receptor activity; zinc ion binding
Source: RefSeq, a predicted model, not a curated record